Molecule: messenger RNA, 2801 nt
Organism: Ilex paraguariensis (yerba mate)
Lineage: Eukaryota; Viridiplantae; Streptophyta; Magnoliopsida; Aquifoliales; Aquifoliaceae
Source: the annotation of a GenBank genome assembly
AUCCUAUGUUUGGUUAAGAGACUAGUUUAUGGUAUUAAGUUUAAAAAACGAAAGUACCCUUGCAUCCAAUCCCAUUCAAAUCCAUGUUUGGAAAAGGAAGACUUUGGGAAUUUUAUUGGCACCGUGGUCAUUUUAUCUUCAUAUUGACCUGGAUUAAUUUUAUAUCACAUGUCACAUGAGAUUGAUUUGUACCGUAUGCAGCGCUAUUAGACACUAUAGCAUCAAGCUGGUAUUGAAAUAGUCUCUAAGGCGGGUCCUAUAGUAUGAUCCAAAGUUGUAUUAAGUAAUCUCAAACUAAUUUAGUCCAGUUCCAUUUCCUAGUACUUGAACCAAACAUGCUUUUUGGGUUUCUGGAAUUGGAAAAAUCCAAACUGCAAUGGUGCAACCUUAAAGCUCAAAAUAUUUUUAUUGAGAAGAAAAAAAGAACAUACGAAUUGCAUCCAAUCCUCCAAAUUCAAAUGUAGAUUCAUCCUAAAUAUUUUGUAAUUGUUCAUCAUGGAACUCCAUAGUGAAGAUUUUAAGCUUUUGAAUGCAUCUUGUUGAGUAAAACUCAAAAUUGCAAACCUGAACUCAUUGCACUUGUGUAGGAGUAAUACUUGGGUAAUAUGGGGAAUUAUCUUGCAACUAGAGGCUGGAGAAGUGAUAAAGGAAUUUAUUGUAGGGAAUUUAGAGGGCUAGUGCAAAUUCCACCUUGUAGAUGACGAGAUAAGGUGUUCUUAUAUGACUGAAGAAGGCCUUGGGUAAGCAAAGUUCUGUGUUGCAAUGAAGUCUCAAUGGCCUGGAGAGAGAGAGGGAGAUAGUCUUCGUGGAGGAGGUUGGUGGGUAAGAGGUUUGGCGAAUAGCAGGUGAUUGGUCAUCUAAGGGAGGGUGAGAUACCUGAAAUAUAUUAGCUUUGUGUUGGGUCGGGCCAAAGGAUCAGUGUUUGGCAUGAUCCUCUAUUUGAUGGUAUUCCCUUGUAACAAAGAUUUCUUGAUUUAUUUUGCCUAGUGUUUUAUAAGGAGUUUAUGAUGGCAAUUAUUUGAGGACAUCGGGCAAUGGGGUCAUGGGAAUCCUUACUUUGGGAAGACUUCUCAGGAUUGGAAGUUUUAGUAGAUGGAUGCUUUCCUUGGGCUAUUAGUCCUCUUAGGUGUUGCCCCUUAUUCUCAUUUUCCUUGGAAGGCUUUUGUGAGACUGAAGUGCCACCUGAGAUUGUUUCUUUUGAGGGUUACAAAGGAGAUUUUGAACCUCUUACUAUUGCAGUUCCCAUGCUCCUGUGCAUGGAAAAGUGUGGUUGUUGGUGUGCUCUUGUCAUGUGGAAGCUAUGGUUCCAACAAUAUCAAUAUGACUUUGAUGGCGAGGAGAUGAUUUUGCAGCUUAAGAAGUCCUUUUUGUGCUAUAGUUUGGGAGUUGAAGACUUGGAACUACUCUCCGGAGAGGAGCUUCAUAUGCCCAAUUCGUUUCUGGUUAUUUUAAAUGGGCUUAUUCUUGGAAAGCACAGGAUGCCACAGCGUUUUGCUAGUGCGAUGAGAAAGCUACGGAGGGCUGGUAAAAUUGGCGAGUUUGUAAGCAUCUUUGCAAAUGAGAAGCAUCGUUGUGUUUACAUUGCUUCAGAUGGUGGUCGUGUCUGUCGUCCACUUGUAAUUGCUGACAAGGGUGUUUCGAGGAUCAAAGAACACCAUAUGAAGGAGUUGAAGGAUGGAGUACGCACUUUUGACAGUUUUCUGCGAGAUGGUUUGAUAGAGUAUCUUGAUGUCAAUGAGGAGAACAAUGCUUUGAUUGCGCUGUACGAGGGAGAGGCUACACCUGAAACAACCCAUAUUGAAAUCGAGCCUUUCACCAUCUUAGGUGUUUGUGCCGGACUUAUUCCUUAUCCUCACCAUAACCAGUCACCCAGAAAUACCUAUCAGUGUGCAAUGGGGAAGCAAGCCAUGGGCAACAUUGCAUAUAACCAGUUAUGUCGGAUGGACACGUUGAUCUACCUUUUAGUGUAUCCUCAAAGGCCCUUACUGACGACAAGAACAAUUGAACUGGUUGGAUAUGAUAAGCUUGGAGCCGGGCAGAAUGCAACUGUUGCAGUUAUGAGUUACAGUGGAUAUGAUAUAGAGGAUGCCAUUGUUAUGAAUAAAUCAUCUCUGGAUCAUGGUUUUGGGCGUUGUAUUGUAAUGAAAAAGUUGUCUGCUGUACAACAGAAAUACGAUAACAAUACCUCAGACCGAAUCAUUGGACCUCAGCGAGAGGGUCGUGAUGCUGAAAAGAUGCAGAUUUUGGAUGAUGAUGGACUUGCUGCUCCUGGAGAAAUAAUUAGACCACAGGACGUUUAUAUUAAUAAGGAGUCCCCUGUUGUUACAAGAGGACAAGUUAUGUCACCCAUGGGGUUGCCAGAUAGUGCCUAUAAGCCGAGCAGACAAAAGUACCACGGCUCUGAAGGGGAAACAGCUGUUGUUGAUAGAGUGGCUCUCUGCUCUGAUAAAAAUAACAAUCUAUGCAUCAAAUUUAUGAUCCGCCAUACUCGUAGGCCCGAGGUAGGUGACAAAUUUAGUAGCAGGCAUGGCCAGAAAGGAGUCUGUGGCACUAUUGUUCAACAGGAAGAUUUCCCAUUUUCUGAACGUGGCAUUUGCCCUGAUCUGAUUAUGAAUCCUCAUGGAUUUCCAAGGUAUAUAGGAGAAUUUCUCCUUGAAAAGAAGCCACUAUUUUGUAUUAAGCGAAUGCCAGCUAAGUAUGAGGAAUCCAUGCAUUGCUGGACUGCAUUGUUACAUCCAUACAUGACCCUCAUUAUUGACCGUACAUACCGUUCUGUGAUAGUUAUUCUAUUUUCUUUGUAA